Messenger RNA from Salmo salar (Atlantic salmon), 4049 nucleotides. RefSeq names its product glyoxylate reductase 1 homolog (Arabidopsis) (gene glyr1). NCBI's taxonomy places the organism in Eukaryota, Metazoa, Chordata, Actinopteri, Salmoniformes, Salmonidae. Gene Ontology annotation, molecular function: nucleosome binding; NADP binding; DNA binding. Gene Ontology annotation, biological process: transcription elongation-coupled chromatin remodeling. The record is from RefSeq and is a predicted model, not a curated record. Gene Ontology annotation, cellular component: chromatin.
ACUAAGGACGACAUUUUUACUUCUCUCAUUGACUUCUUAUACCCCAAACCCCGACCUGGUACGUUUGUUCUUUUUCGUUAGCGUCCCCGGAAGUCUCGCGAUGCUGUACCUCUGGAUUUAGAAACUCUGUGGUUUGGGGUGACGCAUGUGUUUUCUGGUGGGUGUGUUCUUUCACCGUGUUCAGUGCGACGUUUCAGUAAAGUUCUAAGAUGGCGACGGUGCAUCUGAGAAUCGGGGACCUAGUUUGGGGAAAGCUCGGGCGCUAUCCUCCGUGGCCAGGCAAGGUCGUCAGUCCUCCAAAGGACCUGAAAAAGCCAAGAGGGAAAAAAUGUCAUUUUGUCAAAUUCUUUGGAACUGAAGACCAUGCCUGGAUAAAGGUGGAGCAGCUGAAGCCAUACCACCCCCACAAAGAGGAGAUGAUCAAGAUCAACAAGGGCAAACGUUUCCAACAGGCUGUGGAUGCGGUGGAAGACUUCCUGAAGAAGAAAGAGAAACAGGGGGGGAAAGAACAGAGCUCUGAGGGGAAAGGAGACUCUAAAGGAAAGAAGACACCAACUAAACCUCUGAAGAUCCUAGAGGAAGAUGAUGAAGACCUCAGUGCCCUGAAAGACCCCUCUGAGAAGGACCUAACUGACUCUGAACCAGAGCCGUCCAGUGUUGAGCGACUAGGGGGCCUGGGAACUACUGGACCUGUCUCAGGAUUCAAAUGGGAGAGCAGUCCAGUACAGGAUGAUCCCCAUUUCCACCACUUUCUGCUCAGCCAGACUGAGAAGCCUGCCUCGUCCAUGGAGCCUAUCAGUAAACGCCUGAAGAUCGUUGAGGAGGACACAAGGUCACCGUCUAUCCAAGCUGCAGACAGCACCGCCAUCAACGGCAGUAUUACUCCCACAGACAAACGGAUAGGGUUCCUAGGGCUGGGGCUCAUGGGUAGCGGAAUAGUGUCCAACCUGUUAAAGAUGGGUCACGUCGUCACAGUGUGGAAUCGCACAGUAGAAAAGGUACCGCAAGACAACCAACAUUGUGACCUGUUCAUCCAGGAGGGGGCCAGGUUAGGGCGGACCCCAGCAGAGGUGGUCUCCCUGUGUGACAUCACCUUCUCCUGCGUCUCAGACCCCAAGGCUGCCAGGGAUUUGGUGCUGGGUCCCAGUGGAGUGCUCCAGGGCAUCAGGCCAGGGAAAUGUUACGUAGAGAUGUCUACCGUGGACCCAGAGACCAUCACAGAGCUCUCACAGGUGAUAUCGUCGCGGGGCGGGCGCUUCCUGGAGGCUCCUGUGGCUGGGAGCCAGCAGGUAUCUAACGAAGGCAUGCUGGUCAUCCUAGCGGCCGGAGACAGGACGGUCUACGAAGACUGCAGCUCCUGUUUCCAGGCCAUGGGCAAGACCUCAUUCUUCCUAGGUGAGGUGGGUAACGCAGCGAGGAUGAUGCUGAUCCUCAACAUGGUACAGGGAAGCUUCAUGGCAACCAUCGCCGAGGGGCUGACCCUAGCCCAGGCCACAGGCCAAUCACAGCAUACCUUCCUGGACAUCCUGUCUCAGGGUCAGAUGGCCAGCACCUUCGUGGACCAAAAAUGCCAGAAUAUCCUACAGGGAAACUUCAAACCAGACUACUAUUUGAAACACAUUCAGAAGGAUCUGAGGCUAGCCAUCUCCAUGGGCGACACAGCCAAUCACCCGACCCCUAUGGCUGCAGCAGCCAAUGAGGUCUACAAGAGGGCUAAAGCACUGGACCAGUCAGACAACGACAUGUCGGCUGUCUACAGAGCCUACAUUCACUAAACCUCCUGAAGAGCCUGUCCCCGACCUGUCCUCUCCCCCGACCUGUCCUCUCCCCCCCGACCUGUCCUCUCCCCCCCGACCUGUCCUCUCCCCCCCGACCUGUCCUCUCCCCCGACCUGUCCUCUCCCCCCCGACCUGUCGUUUCCCUGUCCUCUCCUCGACCUGUCCUCCUCUCCUCUGGACCACACUUAUCUUUUAUACAUUUUUAUUCCCAUUUUAUUAAGUAUUUUUGCCUGGCACCAGAGAUAUUGGUGUACUUCCCAAAUGCCAUCCUAUUUCCUAUAUAGUACUCUACUUUUGACCAGGGUCCAUGAUUUCCUCGUGCAUGAAGCUGAAUACCCAACUCUGCAGAAUCAGGGCCCAUAGGGCUCUGGUCAGAAGUUGUGCACUACAUGGGGAAUAGUAUGUCAUCUGGGAGGCAGCUAUUCCUUCCCGGUAACGUGAUGGGAACCUCGAACUAGUCCACCUGGAACAUUGCACUGACUGAGGUUUCUAAUAAUGCUAGUAGAAUGGUCCACAGAAGGUAGCUUUUUCCCCCCACAUAUUUGCGUUUUGUUGUCGAUAGUGUUGUUCAAGUUUCUGAUGGUAAAGUACUGCAGGGUGUUCAGAACAGAUUUUGGGAUACGGCCCCAUUGCUGACGCAAGGUAAGAUGUUCAGUAGUGAUAUGGAACGCGACACAUUGCCUGUUGCUGUCGGGUGGGUUUUGAAGCUGCACGGGCCAUGGAUUAAUUUAUCACUCUUUCUUUCUUUGCAUUUUAUUUAAUUCUAUGUGUGAAAAUGUCAUCUUUAAUUAGAAUGUCCAGAAUUUCAUAUAAACGUAUAAAGCUGUUGAUAUUAUCUUUUAAAAAGAGGGCAAAGGCUUGAGAAGCACCAAGAGGAAUAAUGCCACUGCAUUGCCUUAAUAUUGGAACCAUUUGAAAUCUUCUGACAUGUAUUUAUUUAUUUUUAGACGCUCUAGAUCUCUCUAUUCUACUUCUCUUUUGGUGCAGUUUGGCCUGGAGUUGUUUCCGUAGUUGUCUGAAUCUGAACAGUGUUUUGUUUGUUGUGUUAGCUUGUUAGAGAACCUGCUCCCUUAAGGUUAUAUUAAUAAGGUUAUAUUAAUAAGGUUAUAUUAAUAAGGUUAUUCUGACGCCUUGUAAUACAGUAAUGACUUAAUCCUUCUUCUAACCGGGAUUCACCCCAAAUGGCACCCUACUCCCUUUAUAGUGAACUUGUUUAGACCAGAAAUCUGGUCAAAAGUAUUGCGCUAGAUAGGGAAUAGGGUUCCAUUUGGACUCAUCCCAGGACAUUAAGGGGAUCACGUUUAAAACCCAUGCAGUGGUCUAACAUUAUUAAAAACAGGCAAGUCGAUCACUUUUUAUUGUACAUGUAUGUUUUGGAGCCACGUUGCUUAGCGACCUGUUUUGUAUUUUAACAUGACUAUAGAUCUCUUGGGUUGAUGACUUGGGUUAUUGUACCUCAACUGUUGCCCUUUGCAGUGGGGAUAGAUUAGCCUGGGUCCCAGUCUGUUUGUGCUGUCAUGCCAACUCAUUGUCAUAUCAAACAUGUUGGGCUUGACAAGUACAGCAAGGAAGUUGGCCAAGACCACAAACAGAUCUGGGAUCAGACUAAGGAGGAAAGAUGUAUUUAUUACCAGAUCAAUCACCAUAUAGGAAACUGUCUAACUACAGAAUGUGAAUUUCAGUUGAAUCAUAACCGCUCCCUGAGAUUCAGGGCCCAAACUACAACCUUUUACGUUCUCCUUCAAAGGGUUACCUGGCAGGGCCAUGAGAAGACAGGCAAUUGUUACCUGAAUGGCAGUGGGGGAAUUUAGGCCACAUAAAACAUAACAAAAUAAUUUACUUUAAAGAGAAUUAGUCACCAUUGAAAGACCUUGUAACCUGCUUGAGAUGGGUUAUUGUCCUGGCAAAAUAAAAUAUUGCUCACUUUCAAUAAUGAUUUUAUCCCUUUCUGUUUUAGUUCAUUUUGAUUUGGAAAAAUGUGAAACUAUUCAACUCAUUGUUAAAACACAAUUGAACAUGUAUAACAUCUGAUUUUGGCUUAAUAUAAUUUUCAUGUCGCAAGGUCUUGAUCAUCCCAUUUGUAGAAGUAGAUUUUCCUUUUGCCAAACAAGAUGUAAAUUAAGUUUUUUAGGUUUAAUUUGUUUAAACACGGAAAUAGUUUAAAGAUUUAAGUACUGUUUUUAGUAGGAAACAUUCAAACAAAUGACUUGUAAAUAGCCCAUAUUGGUUGAGUGGAUGUACGCUUUAUAAAUAAAGGGUAAUAUAAAAAUA